Messenger RNA from Struthio camelus australis, 879 nucleotides. Lineage: Eukaryota; Metazoa; Chordata; Aves; Struthioniformes; Struthionidae. The record is from RefSeq and is a predicted model, not a curated record.
AUGUCUUCGGCUCUGCUCUGCGGGGGAUGGAGAGUGGGAUGUCGCGGAGGGUCUUGGGGCAAGGCAGAGCCUGACUUUCCUCUCCCAGAUCUCACUGACAGCAGCAGUUUCCAGCGAGCCAAAUUCUGGGUGAACGAGCUGCAGAACUUCGAGGAGAACUGCCGGAUCUAUCUGUGUGGCACCAAGAGUGACCUGCUGGAAGAGGACAGGAGGAAGCGAGGAGUUGACUUCCACGACGUGCAGGACUACGCGGACGAGAUCAAGGCAGAGCUGUUUGAAACCUCCAGUAAGACGGGCCAGAGCGUUGAUGAGCUGUUCCAGAAGGUGGCCGAGGACUUUGUGCACUUCACUGCCUUCCAGGUGAUGACAGAGGAGAAGGGCGUUGACCUGGGCCAGAAGAGUGGUACCUACUUGUACAGCUGCUGCCACCACUGAGACCUUCCGCCAAAAGGGAAUCGCUGCUGUGGGCUGGGCAGUCCACGCUCUCUAGACUUUUUCCUAUUUUUUACCUGCUGUAUUUUAGCUGUAUGGGCUGUCUGGCAACGUAGAAACAGAGCACAGCCCUGCGGACUGCUCUUGUCUUCCUGGACUUGGCGUGCAGAGCAGCGCCAGCCCUAGCGGGCUGCUGCACGGUGCUGGGACACUGCUGCUGUGUGAGGAGCUGCGAACUGGCGCCUCGGGACGCUCGCGAAGGCCUUUCCCUGCAGAGGCUGUAUCUGCUACCUGGUGUUUGAAAGAGCUGCUUCCGUGAGUCACGGCUCUGGCCAAGUGGCAGCUGGUAAUUUAUUCUCUUGGAGACAUUGCCUGAUCCUUUAUAGAUUAUUUAAGCAUCGUCUAUUGAGGUAUACAAUGUAAAUAAAAUGCAUUGUGGUCUGAGAA